GGCUGUUCUGUAAUCUAAGAAAGUAUGGACUAGAUUGCAUGACAUCACGGCUCCAUAUAAAGAGCAGACCACCUGAUGUAUUAAAAAAGGAGGGGAAACCAAGAGAAACGUCGCAUCCCUGACGGUUCCUCUGGAUUGAAGAUGGCGGUCCCAACUCAAAGCAGCCGGACUGGAUCCGUUACCAGUCUGGGAAACAGUCCAACCACAACACCGGGCGGCUUAAACAACACCCACAAGCUGUGGUGCUGUCAUGAGCUUGAUUUUAGGUCCGGAAUGAAGAUCGAAGAGCUCAACCGACUCAUCCAUGAAUUCAGUAAACAAGACCAACGAGAGUAUGAUGACCAGAGGGCACUGGAAAUACACACCGCCAAGGAUUUUAUCUUCUCCAUGCUCGGCAUGGUGCAAAAGCUGGACCAAAAACUGCCUGUCGCAAAUGAGUACUUGUUGUUGUCUGGUGGUGUGCGAGAAGGUGUGGUGGACAUGGAUCUCAAUGAGCUUGGCAUCUACAACCGUGGCUCCAACUAUGACUUGGCCUUCACCCUGUUGGUUCCUGCACUUAAAUUGCACGACUGGAACCAGCCUGUAACGCUGGACAUGCGCCACUCAGCACUUGGUCACUCUUGGCUCAGCUUGCGACUUUUUGACGAUGGUACCAUUAAACGUUGGCGGGACUGCUGCACGCUUACUGAUCAUCUGAAUGGCACCACCAACUACUUCUUCUCACCUACACUGGUAGCCAACUGGUUCCAAGAAGCUGUUGGACUAGUACUGGCAGAGUUACAGCGCAAGCCACAAAGGGGCUCCCCGAGGGUGGAGCAAGUUGAGCGUCACAACACGCUGCUCACUAUAGUUUUAGGUGUGGGCAGCAGCCGCAUGCUUUAUGACAUUGUUCCUGUGGUGUCUUUUAAAGGCUGGCCGGCAGUUGCUCAAAGCUGGUUGAUGGAGAACCACUUCUGGGAUGGCAAAAUCACAGAGGAGGAGGUUAUCAGCGGUUUCUAUCUGCUGCCUGCCUGCUCAGCCUCUGGUUGCAGAAAGAACGAGUGGCGUCUCUCUUUUGCCCGCAGCGAGGUUCAAUUGAAAAAGUGUAUCUCACCAGGCCUCAUGCAAGCUUACCAGGUGUGCAAGGCAAUAGUUAUUAAGUUACUAGCCCAACCUACGUCUAUCAGUCCCUAUUACUUACGUUGCAUUAUGUUGUGGGCUUGUGACCGACUACCUGCAAGCUAUUUGACACAGGAAGACUAUGUUGCGCAUUUCCUGCUAGGUCUCAUAGAUGACCUGCAGCACUGCCUUGUCAACAAGACCUGCCCUAACUAUUUCAUCCCACAGUGUAACAUGUUGGAGCACCUGUGUGAUGAGACCACUAUGUUUCACGCUCGUAAGCUAGCGCUGGUACGCUCGGAUCCAGCCGAGCACCUGCGAUCCAUUGUUGAGCUGGCCAAGGCAGCCAACAGACUGACGCAGGAGAUGCAGCGUCGUGGGAGUUCCUCAGGACUGCUCUCUCCGCUUGCGAAUCCCUCCUCGGCUGAUCACCAGCAGUCAGAUGACCGGCUGGCCAAGAAGCUACAGCAGUUAGUGACCGAGAAUCCAGGGAAGUCUAUCUCUGUGUUCAUCAACCCUGAUGACGUCACACGACCUCACUUUCGUAUUGAUGACAAGUUCUUCUGAAAACAAUGGUCUAUUUUCACUUCUCCUCUGCUAUAAUGGUUGAACCUGAUGGGAACCUGAUGCAUGACACUGUCUAGAAACUGGAGCUGUGUCCCUAUACCUGUAUACAUCAGACUGCAGAGGAUUUUCUGGGGGAAAUGUUCUGCAACAGCUCUAUAGGACCUGCCUUACUGAGAGGCAAAUCCAAACCACUUGCACCUGCAAAGGGUUAAAGCAUAGUGAGUUUCACAGUGACUCUGAGAAUAAAAGUCAGGGCAAGUGGGCAAUGAUUUACAUAGCAGAAGAA
This is a messenger RNA of Sinocyclocheilus anshuiensis, 1951 nucleotides long. RefSeq names its product Mab-21 domain containing 2 (gene mb21d2). Lineage: Eukaryota; Metazoa; Chordata; Actinopteri; Cypriniformes; Cyprinidae. The record is from RefSeq and is a predicted model, not a curated record. The transcript is spliced from 2 exons. Bases 142 to 1665 code for a protein of 507 amino acids.